UCCCCUGGUAAAACCCUAGCUGUCUUUCUGAGCAAUUCUCUGGACAAUACCGGAAACACGGCUUCUCGUCUCACAUAGACACAUUAGGGUUUCCUCCCCCCAAUUGUAGAGGUCUCCAGGGUUUUAGGGUUUGAGAAGUACAAACUUCAAAGGCUCCACAACUAAGAAUUAGCUUCCCGCGUAAUUUCUGGUGAACAGUUUUGACAGAAUGUAUCUUCAGUUCUACAUAAACGAGAAGGGUGACAAAGUUUACACUACUAAGAAAGAAUCACCACUUGGAUUGGCUACACAAUCUGCUCAUCCAGCUCGAUUCUCUCCUGAUGACAAAUUUUCAAGACACAGAGUUCUUCUAAAGAAACGCUUUGGACUGCUGCCAACUCAAAAGCCGCUCCCGAAAUAUUAGGCACUUAACAGGCUUCAUGCUUAUUACUAUGUAGCUGUUCGAAGUAAUUGCAAUACUAAGUAUGGUGCACCAUGCUAGCAGUAAAUCUUUGAAUGCUGAAAUUGUACUACGUAUGGAAUGCUGAAAAUUUGAACUAUAUGAGAGAGACUUCUGGGUGAGAAUUUGUUUCA
This is a messenger RNA of Rhododendron vialii, 573 nucleotides long. Its product is annotated as H/ACA ribonucleoprotein complex subunit 3-like protein. The transcript has 4 exons. Gene Ontology annotation, cellular component: box H/ACA telomerase RNP complex; box H/ACA snoRNP complex. The coding region runs from base 209 to 403 and encodes 64 amino acids. Lineage: Eukaryota; Viridiplantae; Streptophyta; Magnoliopsida; Ericales; Ericaceae. Gene Ontology annotation, molecular function: telomerase RNA binding; box H/ACA snoRNA binding. Gene Ontology annotation, biological process: ribosome biogenesis; rRNA pseudouridine synthesis; positive regulation of telomerase RNA localization to Cajal body. The record is from RefSeq and is a predicted model, not a curated record.